Cotesia glomerata is the source of this 984-nucleotide messenger RNA. RefSeq names its product speckle-type POZ protein-like. Gene Ontology annotation, biological process: regulation of proteolysis; proteasome-mediated ubiquitin-dependent protein catabolic process. Gene Ontology annotation, cellular component: cytoplasm. Gene Ontology annotation, molecular function: ubiquitin protein ligase binding. The record is from RefSeq and is a predicted model, not a curated record. The transcript has a single exon. Lineage: Eukaryota; Metazoa; Arthropoda; Insecta; Hymenoptera; Braconidae. Bases 1 to 984 code for a protein of 327 amino acids.
AUGAAGUUUCGUUUAGAACCUACAGGAAAUGAAAAUCUACUUUUGACUUCAUCAGAAUUUACAACAGGAUCAAAAUUGGCAGAUGAAUGGUGCGUGACACUUCAUUUUAAUAAUGGUGUACGUCCCAAUUAUUCAGCAGACUGGUUAACAAUCUUCAUAGAAAAUUUAAAUACUCAUGAUGUAACAGCUCAAUUUUCUCUUUUUCUCUUGGAUAGAAAUCAAGUUAAACACCAAUUUACUCAGUCUCUGAGAGAUUUUAAAAUUUCCCAAAAAAUAUGGGGCAGACAUUUAUUUAUAAACAAGAAAAUACUCUUGGCCAACCCCUAUGAAUUGAUGCCCAAUGAUAUUUUAACGGUAUGCACUGAAGUCAUUGUUACUGAUGAUAAAGUCACGGUUCCAAAUGUUCCUCUCAGCUCUUCAAAAAUCCAAAUAAUAGAAGACUUAAAGGAGAUUUAUAACAGCAGAGAAAGCAGCGAUGUCACCAUAAACAUUGAAAAUAAGAAAAUUAAAGCUCAUAAAGUUAUUCUAAUGGCUAGAAGUCCCGUAUUGGCUGCGAUGUUUACUCACGAUAUGUCUGAAAAGAAGUCUAAUGAAGUAUUCAUAACAGACAUCUCUUCUGAUACCUUUGAAAAAUUACUUCAAUAUAUUUACACUGAUCAAGUUUCAGACCUGGAUUCAAUUGCUGGCGAUCUGUUGGAAGCUGCUGACAAAUAUCAGCUGCAGUCGCUCAAAAAAAAGUGCGAAGAGUCGCUCUGCAAAAGUUUAAGGCCAGACAAUCUUAUCUCGAUGAUGAAUUUUGCUGAACGUCACAAUGCUGAAAAUAUGUUAAAAUAUGUCACUGAAUGUAUUGCACUUGAUGCUGAAAAUGUUGUUCAGAGUAAUGAUUUCAAAGAAAUAGAAAAGUCGUCCAUGGGAUUUGAAUUGUUUAAAAAGCUCACGGCUUUGCAUGCUAACAAUGUCAAUGAAAUGGUUUAUUCUUCUUGA